Penicillium atrosanguineum is the source of this 1146-nucleotide messenger RNA. RefSeq lists its product as uncharacterized. Gene Ontology annotation, molecular function: FAD binding. Bases 1 to 1146 code for a protein of 381 amino acids. The record is from RefSeq and is a predicted model, not a curated record. Lineage: Eukaryota; Fungi; Ascomycota; Eurotiomycetes; Eurotiales; Aspergillaceae. The transcript is spliced from 4 exons.
AUGUAUCACCUGGCGGUCAUCGGUUCUAUCUUGUCUUUAGCCAUCCCAACACUAGGCCUCUGCCGCUGUCGACCACAUGAGAGUUGCUGGUCCUCAUUUCAGGAUUGGUUGGCCUUGAACAAUUCAAUUCAAGGCCAGCUUGUCUCGGUCCGUCCCGUUGCCGCUAAAUGCAGCAACGUCUCCGCAUCAUGGCCAGACCCAUUCUGGCGCGCGGCGGAACCAAGCGCCGUGCAGUGGGAGAACUGGGAAGCUUGGCCAGAGAGAAAUCAGACCUGUUACAUUGAAGACCGCCAGAACACAACUUGCGGACAAGGCCGCGUCUCACUUUACCCUGCAAAGGUGGAAUCGACAUCUCAGAUCCAAGAAACAGUUGCGUUUGUGAAAAGACACAACCUAAGGCUGGUUAUCAAAAAUUCGGGCCAUGAUUUUUUAGGCCGCCCCUCGGCUCCUGAAUCUCUGCAGAUUUCUACUCAUGCGACGAAAGAUAUUGAAAAUUUCGACAAAUUUAUGCCAACGGGUGCACCUAAGGAUGGAGUCGGAGAAGGACCGGCCAUCACGAUCGCUGCCGGUGUGAGCAUAACAGAGCUUUAUGCAGCGGUGUCUAGACAUAAUCGCUCAGUCAUCGCGGGAGCAUCGGGCAGCAUUGGCGCUGGCGGAGGCUACUUCCAAGGGGGAGGCCAUUCAGUCUUUGGUGUCUGGCGAGGAUUGGCUUCGGAUAAUGCGCUGGAAUCCCGGGUCGUCCUCGCUGAAGCAAGUCAUCAAGCUGGCCAUCUCGUUUACGCAAAUACGUUCCAAAAUACAGACUUAUUCUGGGCGCUGCGAGGCGGAGGUGGAGGUUCAUUCGGAAUAGUCACCAGCGUCACAUUGCGCACACAUCCCGAGGUCCCUGUUGUGGUGACAAAUCUUAACAUCACGACUGCUGGCGGGGAUCCCCAUUUCUGGAAAGCUUCACCGACACUGAAUGAUGCUGGCGGCGGUGGUUACUAUCUCGCCGCGCCAGAUUACCCUUUGAAUGAGACCGUCAAUGUUUCUGUGAUGUCGAGUGUGUUGAUCUUUGCAAAUGCUACGAACACCACCCAUAUAGACAGCUUCUAUAAUCCGCUACAGUCUAAGUUGAGCCAAGUUACCGGAACUACGGCCAAUUAG